AUGUUGACUCUUUGGCACUCGUUUUCGGUUUGCAUCGUCUUUCUGUUUCUGGUGCAAUCUGCCGAUGGACUACGGUGCUAUUCUUGCGUUAAUUGCAAUGAUCCAUUCGAUUCAACCGGGGUUCAAACACCCGUAGGAUCAGACGAUGCGUAUUGCGUGAAAACGAAAGUAGCAUCGGUGGUAACCAGAAGCAUCCUACCAAUCUGCGUCUCACUCAAUGCUAAAGAAAAUGGUGUAUGGUGUUGCCAGAAAGAUCUGUGCAAUAGUACCACGAAAACAAAGACAAUGAGCUCGUUCUUUUUCAGCAUGAUAAUGAUUUCUGUUAUGAAAUUUUAUUAA
This is a messenger RNA of Rotaria socialis, 339 nucleotides long. Lineage: Eukaryota; Metazoa; Rotifera; Eurotatoria; Philodinida; Philodinidae. The record is from the annotation of a GenBank genome assembly.